Messenger RNA from Nothobranchius furzeri (turquoise killifish), 4716 nucleotides. The record is from RefSeq and is a predicted model, not a curated record. NCBI's taxonomy places the organism in Eukaryota, Metazoa, Chordata, Actinopteri, Cyprinodontiformes, Nothobranchiidae.
GUAAUCAUCACUUUUUGCCAGCAGGACCGAGCGCAAUUUGUGGCAGCGGCAGCGCUUGUGGCACUUGCAGUGGCAGCUCUGAUACUUCCGGGUGGUGCCACGGCUUUUAGUGGCACCCGCGGCUUUUAGUGGCACUAGCCACGCCCCCUACCACUGCUGCCAUUACACUUCCGGGUGGUGCCACGACUUUUAAGAGUAAGGUCUAGCUGCGGACAUUGCCCAGGAAAAACGUUUUUCCUGGGCAAUGUCCGCAGCUAGGUAUUAUUGGAUUAUUGACUUUUAGUGGCACUAGCCACGACCCCCUACCACUGCUGCUCUUGACUUUUAGUGGCACUAGCCACGCCCCCUACCACGGCUUUUAGUGGCACUAGCCACGCCCCCUACCACUGCUGCCAUUACACUUCCGACUUUUAGUGGCACUAGCCACGCCCCCUACCACGACUUUUAGUGGCACUAGCCACGCCUCCUACCACUGCUGCCACGGUACCUGCGGCUGUAGUAGUGACCUCAGUAAUUGCAGCACUUAUUGCAUCAUCGGCCUCAUCAUGCCAACGUUUUUAUUUUUUACUUUAUUAACAAAAUCAAAACAAACAAGGCUGUCACCGAAAAUAUUUGAAAUAUUUCAAGCGGUUUACAAAUGCGUUUCCCAGUCACUUCAUGCAUAUACAGUGUAAUGCAAUCAGAAGCGUUAAUGCAUUUAUUUUUUCCAUCAUUUUUGUUGCUCCCCCAGACGAAUCCGUGACAGAUCUAGUGGAAGAUCCACAGACACUUCCGGGUGGAAGACCGGCGGUGGGUCACCGGCCUCCGGUACAGAGUCAGGAAAAGCAGGGGAGCACCAGAGCCAGAUGGAGAGCGCCAGAGCAGUUCUCAAUUUCUGAAAUAAUUUAUGACAACUGCUACCAAUGUGGAUUGUGGAAUAAAAAGAGAUAAACUGUUAGUUUUCUCAAUAUUGUCAUUGCAAUCGGGACAGAUACCGCCAUCUGCCGGCUUAAAAUGGUAUUGCAGUACAUUUUAAACUUUUUUUAAACUAUUUCAAUCUUCGUUUUCACAUACAUUCAGUUUACAAUGUAACCUACAUUCAACGUACUGAAGAAUAAAGCAAAUAAAAAUGACCUCAGUUGAGGAAAAUAAAAAUUACAUUUAGAAUUUGCAACAAUUACCACAUGACACUACACCAUAAAAUAAAUCAUGAUGCAAAAUAAUAAUAAAUUAAAAAUGAAAUAUCAUCAACAAACAAAAAAUGUUCAGAGGUUAAUAUUUCAGCAUUAUAUUUCAAACAUGUAUGAUUAAUUGGACUGUAAUUUAAAGAACAAGAAACUCAGACAUUGUUUCGUACUACUCAUAAAUCCAUAUGCAAAAUACAAAACUUUAUUGUUGUGAAACCACAAUAUCUAUUAACAAUAAACUACAUCCCCAAAUCCGUUGUAGUGACAAAACAGCCUUUUCACUCCCAAGUUGUUUAAAAUGUACUGCAAUACCAUUUUAAGCCGGCAGAUGGCGGUAUCUGUCCCGAUUGCAAUGACAAUAUUGAGAAAACUAACAGUUUAUCUCUUUUUAUUCCACAAUCCACAUUGGUAGCAGUUGUCAUAAAUUAUUUCAGAAAUUGAGAACUGCUCUGGCGCUCUCCAUCUGGCUCUGGUGCUCCCCUGCUUUUCCUGACUCUGUACCGGAGGCCGGUGACCCACCGCCGGUCUUCCACCCGGAAGUGUCUGUGGAUCUUCCACUAGAUCUGUCACGGAUUCGUCUGGGGGAGCAACAAAAAUGAUGGAAAAAAUAAAUGCAUUAACGCUUCUGAUUGCAUUACACUGUAUAUGCAUGAAGUGACUGGGAAACGCAUUUGUAAACCGCUUGAAAUAUUUCAAAUAUUUUCGGUGACAGCCUUGUUUGUUUUGAUUUUGUUAAUAAAGUAAAAAAUAAAAACGUUGGCAUGAUGAGGCCGAUGAUGCAAUAAGUGCUGCAAUUACUGAGGUCACUACUACAGCCGCAGGUACCGUGGCAGCAGUGGUAGGAGGCGUGGCUAGUGCCACUAAAAGUCGUGGUAGGGGGCGUGGCUAGUGCCACUAAAAGUCGGAAGUGUAAUGGCAGCAGUGGUAGGGGGCGUGGCUAGUGCCACUAACAGGCAAGAGCAGCAGUGGCAGGGGCGUGGCUAGUGCCACUAAAAGCCGCGGGUGCCACUAAAAGCCGUGGCACCACCCGGAAGUAUCAGAGCUGCCACUGCAAGUGCCACUCGUGCUGCCGCUGCCACAAAUCCCUCCUGCUGUCUCUCCUUUUUGCCCCAGUAAAAUAAAAAUUAUUUACUUAAAUAAAUAUUUGCAUUUAUAAGGUAUUUAAAAAAUAAUUUUUCAUUUGGAGCAAAUGUGGUAUUACUUCUAUAGUUCACUGUUGUGAUUUCACUUCAGCUAGGACGGUAAGUUAAUCUGAACCCUGAACGCAACAUUUUUCUCACUGCGAAAUGUAGUAAGAAACGCAUUAGAGUAGUUAACUUGCAUCACGUUCACGAAAGUUAAAUCAUUUGCUAAUAUAAACACCCAAUUUACUUUUUAUGUUAGUAAGUUACGUUAAAUUUCUACCAUUGUUUAAAGACACGUAAGCGCAAUAUUAUCUGAACUCGACACGUCAGGUCUGAAAUCUCCACAGGGCGUGCUGUCAUCUUUUGAGUGUAGAAGAGCGGUCCUGUUCAAAUUUCCUCUAGAAAGCUUCAGCUUGUAUAAUAAACGGAACACAAUGGCGUCUGUUAUGGAGGAUCCCACCUUAGAGAGACACUUUAAGGGACACAGAGACGCUGUCACCUCUGCAGACUUCAGUCCAAACAGCAAAUAUCUGGCCACGGGAUCAGCGGAUAAGACGCUGAUGAUCUGGAGUCUGGCUCCCAAAGCGAGAGCCUUUCGUUUAGUCGGACACCAAGAUGCCGUCACAGGGGUUCAGUUCUCCCCAUCUGGAGCUCUGGUGGCUUCUUCCUCCAAAGACAGAACCGUUCGUCUGUGGACACCUUCCAUGAAAGGAGAGUCAACAGUGUUUAAAGCCCACACAGCUGCUGUACGCAGUGUAGCUUUCUCCUACGAUGGCCACCAGCUGGUGACGGCGUCCGAUGACAAGUCUGUCAAAGUGUGGAGCGUCCAUCGGCAGUGCUUCGUCUACUCUCUGAACCAGCAUGCUGACUGGGUUCGCUGUGCCAGGUUUUCUCCAGAUGGAAGACUCAUCGCUUCCUGUGGGGACGACAAGUCUGUCCGCCUUUGGGACACGGCCACCAAACACUGCAUCAACUGCUUCACUGAAUGUGGAAGCUCUGCUACGUUUGUUAAUUUCAACUCCAGUGGCACCUGCAUCGCAUCCUCAGGAUCUGACAGUUCACUGAAGAUCUGGGAUCUCCGGACCAACAAACUCAUUCAGCACUAUCAAGUUCACAGUUCUGGGAUCAAUAGUUUUUCCUUCCACCCAUCCAACAACUACUUAAUCAGCUGUUCCAGCGACAGCACCAUCAAGAUCAUGGAGCUGUUAGAGGGACGCCUCAUCUAUACUCUCCAUGGUCACAAGGGAGCUGUGAUCACAGUGGCCUUCUCCAGGGCUGGAGAUCUGUUUUCCUCAGGUGGAGCUGACCGUCAGGUCCUUCUGUGGAGGACCAACUUUGAUCGCAAACCCUAUCAGGAUGUUCUACAACAACACAGCCAGAGGUCCACCCCCGAUCCUCCACCACACCUGUCUGACAUUCAUCCCAGAGCCCCCCACCUCCACCACCCACAGCCUGCAGCCAUUCAGAUCAGUCCAGCUGUGGCAGACACCCAGUCCACUGACCCGCAUGUCAUAGAUCUGGGUCCAGCAGCUCCUCACAUCAAGGUAAGCUGAUAAGAAAAGUCAGAUUUUAUUUCAGUAACUCUUCACAAACAGCAAAAGCUGCAAACGCUAAACAAACACACACAGGGUGAUGAUGGGAAUGAUGGUGAAAAGUAAUGACAUCUAAACACAAAUGCUAAAUCCACAUAAAAAAACUAUGUAAAGAGUUGUACAGAUUGGAUUCCGGGUCUCUGCGUGGUAUUGCAGCAUUUGAUGGUUAGACCUUCGUGUUCCAGAUGAGGGACAACUUCAAACUGGAGAUGUAAUAGAACCAAACCAGUAACCAUUUUAAACACCAGGGGGCAGUACAGACUAGAGUUCAGUCCCAACUACAGCUCCAGGAAACUCGCAUACACAUGGUUGUUGUUGUUUCUUAUUUGGUCUUUGGAGAAUUUGACCAAAUCUUGAUGCUGUACUUUCACAGAUUCAUACACACCAAGGUUUCUGAUGUAAACAUAAUUUUAUUUGAAGUUUUAGUUGGUUUAUAACUAAUGUUUUGUUUUCCAUCAAACUUAGAUCUACUUUAAUCAUCAUGAAAAUUAUUUUAAUCUCGUGUUAGAAUUUCAAACUGAGGAAUUUAUUUACAUUAAUAUACAUACUUUUUGUUACAACUGCAUUACCACAAAUGUUACGCUCCGUAACUACAAUGAUGUUUAUCAUGAUGCUGAAGGUCAGUCUGGAGCUGCAGGUCACAGACCCAACCUUGACCUAGAGGUCUUACUGUGUUCCAAGAUGAAUUACUUGAUGUGAGUUAGUCUUAUCUGCUUACUUUACGUGUGUUGAUCCUGGAUAACAUUUGGGAACAAGACACGGGUGUUAUUAUGUCAAAAUGUACAGAUUCAUUGAGUAUUCAUUUAGUUAUCCAGGUAAAUCCUGUCUGUUUAU